CACACAACACUAAUGCUUGGCUCUCGCCCAAACGAGCAACAAGGAGACUUUGGGCGUCGCAAUGCGGAGGAUUCAUCAAGUAGCCGCGAAUCGUCUCCCGUCCGAAAACCACCGCGAUCAUUCACUCCAACUUCCGACGAUGACAUCGACGUUGCCCAAAUCGUUGCUGGGGCGCGAGACGAGACUCCUCCUCCUCAGAACGCACCCAUAAUCCGCGCAAGCCUUGCUUUUGGCCAGACUGGGGCAUUUGGAACGCAAACACCUGUCAACACCUAUGCGCCAGUUACAUCAAAGAAACAAACCAAACGACUGUUUCUUCCAGGCCAGGAAAUCGCUUUGCCACCCAAGACACGCAAGAAACGUGAGCCUCGUUAUCCUGGUCAAGCCGGUCGAUUCAGGCUGGACACCAAUUUCGAUCCCACCCCCCGCCAACCGGUUCCGGCACCACCCACUAACCUAUCCGGACCUUCAACAUCCGGAGUUGUUGAACCAUACACUACUAAGUAUCGGAUGGACCCCAUGAAGAAAGUCAGGGAAGUUCUUGGCCAUCCUCCACCAACCCAACAAUCCAAGGGGAAGAGUAAGGCCGCCCCUCAGCAACACACUAGCGUUGGAUCGGACCUUUCUCCGGAAGAGGAAGAUGAACUGGAUCCAAUGCAACAACAGGGUGCUGACGCAUCGUCAAGCUCCAAGCGGAACUCAAAGGGAAAUCUAUUGCGCCUUGUGACAUUGUUAAUGGACGAUGUUCGCGGAGAAUCGCGCGUUUUCCUGCUCGCUGAAGUUUGGGUACUUCUUCGAGAAAGCGACAAUGUGAAAGAAGAUGGAUACUGGGCUCAUGCUGAAGACAUUUGCUCGAAGCUGCAGGCUAGUGCGGGGAGGAUUGAUGGGCCCGCUAAGGUCUCUGUUCUGCGAGGGAAAUAUCGACAAGUCAUUCUCCGAGUCAACGAGUACAACGAAGACAAUUGGAUAAGAGGCAACGUUAUUGUUGAACACGAUAGAACGCUGCAAGUUAUUGUUGAAAAUGAUUCUCCCCCGCCACGAGCGAACCACAAGCGGCGUCGCUCUAGGUCCGUUUCCGAAGAUUCUGGCCAUCGUGGCAGGCGGCGGCACCAGUCCCCUACCCCUUCUUUACCUGACUCCCGUACGAUGAGAGGCAUUGAUUCAGUUUCUAACGAAGCCAAAGAACAAGAGGAAGAAGAGGCUGUCAACAAGCGCAUAUCACAGGAAGUCAGCGACAUGCUGUCGGGGGAAAGCAACUGGGAGCAGUUUUAUCGUUCUCUGGGUCGCAGUCACCUCCCUGGCGUGCUUUCGUGCUACACGAUACUACAGUCCUUCGUGGAUAAGUUUGGCGGCAGGAUGACGCCGUCAGGCGUUCUAAUAACGCCUGCCCGAAUUGCUGCGGCUCUCAACAUCGAGGAUGUUGUCGACGAUAGUGCUGACAAAUAUAUGGAACGAUGUGAAGCUACGCUUCGCCUUCUAGCGUUUUACGGUCCUGCUGGAACAAGAUCGCAAGACGCGGAAGUGGCGAAGAUGGUUGACGACGAAUCAAUUCCGGGGUACGGCCACAAGCCGGAAGUUGUGCUAUUGCAGAGACUUCGCCGGCUUGACCAGGAAUGGCGCGAGGCACAUCCUACAACGUAA
Molecule: messenger RNA, 1641 nt
Organism: Mycena indigotica
Lineage: Eukaryota; Fungi; Basidiomycota; Agaricomycetes; Agaricales; Mycenaceae
Exons: 7
Coding region: 13-1641 (542 amino acids)
Source: RefSeq, a predicted model, not a curated record